UGAGAGUAAACUUAUUUUUUCCAUGUUACAGGUGGUAUGCAAGAUUACAAUUAUGUGUGGGCCAACUGUUUUGAGAUCACAUUAGAACUGUCUUGUUGCAAGUACCCACCUGCUUCACAGCUUCGACAGGAAUGGGAGAACAAUCGUGAGUCUUUGAUCACAUUGAUUGAAAAGGUUCACAUUGGAGUAAAAGGAUUUGUUAAAGAUUCCAUAACAGGAUCUGGUUUAGAGAAUGCAACCAUCUCAGUGGCUGGUAUUAAUCAUAAUAUCACGACAGGCAGAUUUGGUGAUUUCUACCGAUUACUUGUUCCUGGAACUUAUAACCUUACAGUAGUUUUAACUGGGUAUAUGCCAUUGACUGUUACUAAUAUAGUGGUGAAAGAAGGACCAGCCACAGAGGUGGAUUUGUCUCUUAGGCCAACUGUAACUUCAGUAAUCCCUGACACAACAGAGGCUGUAGCAACUGCUAGCACAGUUGCUAUACCUAAUAUUCUUUCUGGAACAUCAUCCUCCUACCAGCCAAUUCAGCCGAAGGACUUUCACCACCACCAUUUCCCUGAUAUGGAAAUCUUCUUGAGAAGGUUUGCCAAUGAAUAUCCUAACAUUACCCGGCUUUAUUCAUUGGGAAAAUCAGUGGAGUCAAGAGAACUUUAUGUGAUGGAGAUAUCUGAUAAUCCAGGUGUCCAUGAACCAGGUGAACCAGAAUUUAAGUACAUUGGAAAUAUGCAUGGAAAUGAAGUGGUUGGAAGAGAACUGCUGUUGAACCUUAUCGAAUACCUUUGUAAGAACUUUGGAACAGACCCUGAAGUCACAGAUUUGGUUCAUAGCACUAGAAUUCACCUUAUGCCAUCCAUGAAUCCUGAUGGAUAUGAAAAGUCCCAGGAAGGAGAUUCAAUAAGUGUAAUUGGCAGAAACAAUAGCAACAACUUUGACCUGAACCGAAAUUUCCCAGACCAGUUUGUUCAGAUCACAGAUCCUACGCAACCAGAAACUAUUGCUGUAAUGAGCUGGAUGAAGUCCUAUCCAUUUGUACUUUCAGCAAACCUGCAUGGAGGUAUGGCAACUUUAUAUUCUACUAAUUAGUUCUUGUUGAGAGCAUUUGGAAAUCCUGGUGGAAUUUUAUCUGUUUGUAGUGUUAUGCUUUCUUAAAAUGAGUAUCGUGUUACUGCUUUUAUGGCAGACAACAGUAAAGGUCUUUUCUCAUUACUUUUUCAGCCAGUGUCCUGGCUGUUUCUUUCCUCCUGCUUUCUCUCAUUUUUUUCCUCCUCUUCUCUUCUCCUUCUACCCCCAUCUCUUCUCUCCACCCUUUCUCCUCUCCUUUCUCACCUACUACUUCUCUCUCUCCCUUCUCUUAUCUCCUCUCCCCUUUCUUCUCUGUCUUGUCUUUUUUCUCCUCUCCUCCUCCCCCAUCUCUCCCCCUACUCUGCUCUUCCUUCUCCUCUCCUCUUCCUCUCAUAGUUCUUCAGGUAUUUUAUAUUUAUCUCUCACACUGGGAACUUGGUAACAUAUUCUUUGUCAUUAAUAAAAAUUGAUCCAAAUGUUUAGUUCUGUUUUCUCCUUGAAGUUUAAUAAAUUCUUUCAUGUAAAUUUAGAUUUUGAUAUUCUCUAAUUUUCACUUGGUAUGUCCUUAACUGCAGCAAAAUGACCACAUUCUCAUGUAGUACCUGAGCUCAUAUACCUCCAUAUAAUUUAGCAGGGAUGGAUCGGUUGAAUAGAAUGAGUGUCAAGAUUAAAAAUCACCACAACGUCCAACUAAGGUUGUGAAUAAGAGUGAAGAUAUCAGUACCCAAGAGAACCAAAAUGUGUCCACACGUAAACUCACUUGAACAAAAUGUUCACUCAUUUAAUGUACAAUGCUUAUGUAUAUGAAUGUUCAGUGUACACGAAUGUUCAUUCAGGAUUAUUCACAAUAACAAAAAAGUAGAAACAACCCAAACAACCAUCAUCUGAUAAAUGGAUAAAUAAAAUGUGGUCUGCCCUUACAAUGAAUAUUAUUUGUCUCGAAAAGGAAUCAAGUGCUGAUACAUGCUAUAACAUAGAUCCUUGAAACCUUAUGCUAAGUGACAAAAGCCAGUCAUAAGAGACCACAUGGUGCAUGAUUAUUAUUUUUUUAAAUCAAGUUAAUGAUUAUAUUUUUAUGAAAUUUUUAUAGUAGGCAUAUCCAUAGAGACAGAAAGUAGAUUAAAGAUUGCAUUGGGCUGAAGUGAAUAGUGGUAGGAGGUGAUAGGGGAGUGACUGCUAGUGGAUUUUGGGGUUUCUUUUUGGAGUUAUGAAAAUGUUCUAUAACUAGAUAGUGGUAGUGGUUGUACAACCCUGUGAAUAUAACCAACUUUAAAUGGGUGAAUUGCAUGGUAUUUGAAUUACAUCAGUAACACUGCUAAAAAA
This is a messenger RNA of Chlorocebus sabaeus (green monkey), 2385 nucleotides long. NCBI's taxonomy places the organism in Eukaryota, Metazoa, Chordata, Mammalia, Primates, Cercopithecidae. The record is from RefSeq and is a predicted model, not a curated record.